Molecule: messenger RNA, 1124 nt
Organism: Zophobas morio
Lineage: Eukaryota; Metazoa; Arthropoda; Insecta; Coleoptera; Tenebrionidae
Product: leucine-rich repeat-containing protein 59
Exons: 3
Coding region: 60-1064 (334 amino acids)
Molecular function (GO): protein binding
Source: RefSeq, a predicted model, not a curated record
UAAUAUAUUUUUUAUUAAAAAAUCAUAAGUUAAACUUAUAAUAACACACACAUUCCGUAAUGGCUCCACAAAAAAUUAAUAUAAAAGAGCGAUUAUCAGAUGGAGAAAUCGAUCUUAGCAUGUCAGAUUUACAGGAUGUUCCUGUUAAAGAAAUUGCUGUCUUCAAGAAGGCCGUGAGUUUAGAUUUAUCAAAUAAUCAUUUAAAAGCUCUACCUGGCAAUUUUGCGACACUUACUCAUUUGACAAAACUUGACUUGAGCAAGAACCAGUUGACAGAAUUGCCUGAAAACUUUGGAGAUUUAGUUAAACUCAAGUAUCUUGAUUUAUACCAGAACAAGCUACAGUAUUUACCACUAAGUUUUAACAAACUAAAAGCUUUAAAGUGGUUGGACUUAAAAGACAAUCCUUUGGUACCAGCUGUCGCUAAAGUAGCAGGUCCUUGUUUAGAUGCCAAACAGUGCCAGACGAGUGCUAGAGAUGUUGUAAACUUUUUUACGCAAGUACAAGAACAGAUUGCAAGUGAUAUUGAAAAUAGACAAAAACAGAGGCAGAAGCAGCUUGAAGUUAACCAACAAAAGGAAAUGGAAAACAAGAAAAGUAAAAAGAAAGAAAAGGUGAAGCAGAAGAAAGAGAAUGGUCCUGUAAAAGAGAAUGUUCAAAAGCCGCAAAAUAAGAAAAGUAAGAAAGCAGCAGCAUCUGUAGACAAACAUCCUCAAAAACCGUCCUCUAUAUUUAAAUCAUUUAUGGGUGUGACCAUCUUUAUUUUCUUACUCCUGUUUGUGCUGACAUCAGUGAAGUUUGAGCAUACACAAAUAGUAGAAGAAAAAUGUUCGGAUCUUUAUAGUGCCACUGUUAAUGCAUUACCACCUGGUGCAAAGGUAUACGUAACAACACUUGGUGGCUAUUUUAAGUAUUUGCAUGACAAGACUGGAAAUGUUACUUUAGCCUCAGUACAUUAUGUGAAAAACACAGACAAUUUUGUAAAUGCUUACCACACACUAGGUGAUUAUAUAAAAUCAGUUUUACAAAAAAUUAAAGAAGAGUACAAAAAGUAUGUUUCAUAAGAAGUGUUUUACAUUCUUGUGUUCAUAUCAUCUUUUUGAAUAAAAUGAUAAAGAAUAUAA